Grus americana (Whooping crane) is the source of this 13519-nucleotide messenger RNA. It is a transcript of the gene BNC2, whose product is annotated as basonuclin 2. Gene Ontology annotation, biological process: regulation of DNA-templated transcription. NCBI's taxonomy places the organism in Eukaryota, Metazoa, Chordata, Aves, Gruiformes, Gruidae. Gene Ontology annotation, cellular component: nucleus. The coding region runs from base 129 to 3299 and encodes 1056 amino acids. The record is from RefSeq and is a predicted model, not a curated record. The transcript has 6 exons.
GACGGAGAGAGAGGGGCAAAGAGAGAGAGAGAGGCGCUGAGAGUCGAGAGGCAAAAGGAAGGGUGCAGGCACUGCCGCUGAGAGGAGAUCGAGAGACAGGGGGUGCACUUGACAACCAGCAUGCAGAGAUGUCAGAAGAGGCAGAAGUGGAUGUGAGAGACAGACACACACAGAGACACAGAGAGCGAAAGAGGGCAAGAGACUUGACUUUAAGAGACUCCUGCACUGACAACUCCAUGCAGUUCGGAACAAGAACGGCAGCGACCGACUCUGGUUUCAUGGGGACAUGGCAGAACACUGACACUAACCUCUUAUUCAGAAUGUCCCAACAGGCCAUCCGCUGUACACUGGUAAAUUGCACAUGUGAAUGUUUUCAGCCAGGGAAGAUAAACCUGAGAACCUGUGAUCAGUGUAAACAUGGCUGGGUGGCACAUGCCUUGGACAAACUUAGUACUCAGCACCUCUACCACCCAACCCAAGUGGAGAUUGUGCAGUCCAACGUUGUGUUUGACAUCAGCAGCCUGAUGCUCUACGGUACUCAGGCUGUGCCUGUGAGACUGAAGAUAUUACUUGACCGACUCUUCAGUGUACUGAAGCAAGAGGAAGUGUUGCAUAUUCUACAUGGCUUAGGCUGGACACUUCGAGACUAUGUUCGAGGCUACAUCCUUCAGGAUGCUGCAGGCAAGGUGCUGGACCGCUGGGCCAUCAUGUCCAGGGAAGAAGAGAUCAUUACCCUUCAGCAGUUCCUGAGAUUUGGAGAAACCAAAUCCAUCGUGGAGCUGAUGGCAAUUCAAGAAAAAGAAGGGCAGGCUGUGGCUGUGCCAUCUUCAAAGACAGAUUCAGACAUAAGGACUUUUAUUGAAAGCAAUAAUCGCACCAGGAGCCCAAGUCUCCUUGCUCACCUGGAGAAUAGCAACCCUUCCAGCAUUCAUCAUUUUGAAAACAUCCCGAAUAGCCUCGCAUUCCUGCUUCCAUUCCAGUACAUAAAUCCAGUCUCUGCUCCGCUGCUGGGGCUGCCUCCAAACGGCCUCCUGCUGGAACAGCCAGCAAUGAGACUCCGUGAACCAAGCCUUACGACCCAAAAUGAAUAUAACGAGAGCAGUGAAUCUGAAGUUUCCCCUACGCCUUUCAAGAAUGAGCAAACAUCCAGCAGGAAUGCUUUGACCAGCAUUACAAAUGUUGAGCCCAAAACUGAGCCAGCCUGUGUCUCUCCUGUUCAGACGCCUACGCCUGUCAAUGAUUUAUCAAAACCAGAACACACUAAAAGCUCAUUCCGCAUUCACAGAAUGAGGAGAAUGGGGUCGGCCUCCAGGAAAGGAAGAGUGUUUUGCAAUGCAUGUGGCAAAACUUUCUAUGACAAAGGUACUCUCAAAAUCCACUACAAUGCCGUUCACCUGAAAAUCAAGCACCGGUGCACUAUUGAGGGCUGCAACAUGGUCUUCAGCUCUCUCAGAAGCCGCAAUCGCCACAGUGCUAAUCCCAAUCCCCGACUCCACAUGCCCAUGCUAAGGAAUAACCGUGACAAAGAUCUAAUUCGUGCUACAUCAGGUGCCGCCACUCCGGUCAUCGCAAGUACAAAAUCCAACCUAACUUUAACAAGCCCUGGGCGUCCACCGAUGGGGUUCACCACGCCCCCUCUAGAUCCUGUACUACAGAACCCUCUUCCCAGUCAACUGGUGUUCCCAGCUUUAAAGACUGUCCAACCUGUUCCUCCUUUUUACAGAAAUUUACUUACUCCUGGAGAGAUGGUGAGCCCUCCAACCUCACUCCCUACCAGUCCAAUAAUACCAGCAGUGAGUGGCAUUGAGCAGCAUCCCCCUCCUCCUUCAGAGUCAUCAGUACCUUCAGUGCUGAUGCCCACCCCUGAACCUAAUGCUGACCUUGCCCCUAAGAAGAAGCCAAGGAAGUCGAGCAUGCCAGUUAAAAUUGAAAAGGAAGUUAUCGAUACUGCCGAUGAGUUUGAUGAUGAAGACGAAGAAGUGAAUGACAGCAGCACAAUGGUGAAUGACAUUGGUCAUGACAAUCACUGCCAUUCUCAGGAGGAAAUGAGCCCAGGCCUGUCUGUGAAAGACUUUUCCAAAAGUGACAGAAGCAGAUGCAUUUCCAGACCAGACAUAAGAAGGGCAGACAGCAUGACAUCAGAAGACCAGGAGCAUGACAGAGACUAUGAAAAUGAGUCAGAGUCGUCAGAGCCCAAAUUGUGUGAGGAAUCCAUGGAAGGCGAUGAUCGCCUCCAUGAACCUGGUGAAAAAUCCAUGAUGCACAGUGACAGACCAGAAGAAAACCACAAUGACUCUUCCAACCAGGAUGUCAUAAAGGUGAAGGAAGAGUAUACAGACCCUACAUAUGAUAUGUUCUACAUGAGCCAAUAUGGACUGUACAAUGGAGGCAGUGCCAGCAUGGCUGCCCUUCAUGAAAGUUUCGCUACUACAUUCAACUACAGCAGCCCUCAGAAGUUCUCCCCAGAAGGGGAAAUGUGCUCCAGCCCAGACCCCAAGAUCUGCUACGUGUGCAAGAAAAGUUUCAAGAGUUCCUACAGUGUGAAGCUUCACUACAGAAAUGUUCAUUUAAAAGAGAUGCAUGUCUGCACAGUGGCUGGCUGUAACGCUGCGUUCCCAUCACGGAGAAGCAGAGACAGACACAGUGCUAACAUAAACCUGCACCGUAAACUGUUGACCAAAGAACUGGAUGACAUGGGCCUGGACACCUCACAGCCUUCUCUUAGUAAGGAUCUCCGCGAUGAAUUUUUGGUGAAGAUAUAUGGCGCUCAGCAUCAGAUGGGGCUCGACAUAAGGGAAGACACCUCCUCGCCUGCUGGAACUGAGGAUUCCCAUAUGAAUGGGUAUGGCAGGGGCAUGUCGGAAGACUAUAUGGUCCUAGACCUGAGCACCACCUCCAGCAUCCAGUCCAGCAGCAGUAUCCAUUCCUCAAGAGAAUCUGAUGCAGGAAGUGAUGAGGGCAUUCUCCUGGACGACGUCGAUGGGGCAAGUGACAGCGGGGAAUCUGCCCACAAAGCAGAUGCCCCUGCCUUAGCUGUAGGUAUGGGCACCGAUGUCCCAGGAUCCCUCAUGUUCAACAGUGUUUCAGUGAGCAACGGUGGGAUAAUGUGUAACAUUUGCCACAAAAUGUACAGCAACAAGGGAACCCUCAGAGUGCACUAUAAAACAGUGCACUUGCGAGAGAUGCACAAAUGCAAAGUUCCUGGGUGCAACAUGAUGUUCUCUUCUGUCCGUAGCCGAAACCGGCACAGCCAGAACCCCAAUCUGCAUAAAAACAUUCCCUUCACUUCAGUAGAUUAGUUCAAGGAUGGACACAGGAUAAUGCCAGCUCUCAGAGAGGGCCCACCACAUCUGAACUGCCAUAUACAGUCUCCCUUUAUAUAUAUAUAUAUAUAUAUAUAUAUACACAAAUAUACAUAUAUAUAUAAUCUUUUUCUUUUCUUUUUUAACAAAAGAAAACACCAGGUGCUUUUUUCCCCUUUGUUGGUUGUUGGGUUGGGUUUUUUUGGGAUAGAAACUAAAAGGUGGGAUCUUUAAUUUAGGGGAAGAGACCCUUCAUGAAAAAAGCAAACAAAAACAAAAACAAACCCACAGAAAACUUACAGUUGUCCCUAGUUCUGUUAGAAUGUUCCUGGUCAUCUCCAAAGAGACAAUUUGUUCUACCCAUGACUUUUGCCUGAAAAAAAAACAAACAAAAAGCCAACAAAAAAAUUGCAAACAAACAAAAAGAGAAAAAACACAAUCUACUUAGUUGUCUUUGUGUCUUCUAAGCAUUGGGGAUAACGUUCUACUAAGCAUGGCUGUUACACUUGUAUAUAUAUAUUGAGCCUUGACAGGCUAUGAUGUAAAACAAUUGUAUUGAUGGUGGUUUAACUCUUAUUUUUUUGCUUAAUUUUUACAGUUACAUUCAGCUGUUAGAUAAGCAGGAAAAAUAGUUUGCUGGCUAGUUCUACUCAUUUAUGUUAGCUUUAAUGCACAUUUUUAAAAGAACCACGGUCUUGUUUUAACUACCUGCUAGAUAUAAGUAAUACAGAGGUGCUGGCAUGCUUUACAGUACCUGAUCUGAUACAGUUUUUUUGUCUUGUACUAUUACAUAAAUCCAGUCAUGCACUUUUUCGUACACUACAAGGGGAUGUGUAAUAAUAUCCAUGCUUUUUUUUCUUAAACUAUUGCCAUAUUUUCAGUAAGUGUCUUUAAAAAAAUACACUUAGAUAAAAGUGGUCUGGUCAGUAUGAGGGCAUGAAUGCCAAACAAAGAGUAUUAGUGUUUAGUGUUAAUACAAAAGUGCCAACUUUGCACACGUUUUGAAAAAAGAAAAUGUAGUUAUUCACCAUAACCACAGUUGUAGUUUUUGGACUACAGAAAAAAAAAAAACUGGGGAGAGAAAAAGGGUAAAGUGAAAUACAAAAUUCUUGGUGCUUUUUUCAAGUGCCAAUUAUUACUAGAAACAAUAGUGCAUCCUUAUUCCUUAUAUACUACAUUACAUAAAAGAAAAAAAAAACAGAAUUGUGUCAUGUGAAUCAGUGGAAUUUUUUUUUUGUCAAACAUACAUAAUAUUUGGGGAUAUAAAUGCUGAUACUACUUGUCACAGGACAAAGAUGAAUAAUGAAUAUAAUUUUGUGUGCUUCUUACUAUGGCCUGGAUUUUUUGUGGUGUAUAAAAAAAAAAAAAAAAGAACAGGGAAAUAAUGUUAACUAUGUUGUUCUGUAAAGUUGUCUUUUUUGCAAUGGAAAGUGCUGUAGUAUGAUUAAGGCAUGUUUUAUAGAAGCAAUCAAAAGAAAUUAAUGGCAGAAGCACUUAGAAGCUCUGAAAACAUAUGCUGGACUUUUUAUUGGAUAACUUUCCCUUUGGAUAAAAUUAGAGGCCAGAAAAAAAGGAUCUCUAGUUGUGUUAAUGUUUUGUCUUUCACCCACAUGGUUUGUCAGAAAAUAACGAAAGUCCAAGAAAGAUAGUGAGCAAGAGAGCAAGCAUGAACAGGAGAGGGAGAAGGAGCAAGCAGCUGAGAAAGGCAGAGAGAAAGAGAGGCUGUCCUCUGAAUCUUUUUUGUUUCCGAUGUUUACACAUGUUGCUUGAGCUGGUAAACCACACUGGCAGCCUGAGUUACCACAACAUACUGACUGAGUGAUGGUAUUUACUUAAGUUCAGUCUACAGCCAAAACCAUUAGGGUGUGUGUUGUAGACUCUUUUCUUUACAAAGACAGUAACAACAACAAUAACAAAAGCAAGCAAACAAACAAACAAACGAAAACCCAAGUGAUAUUUCCGCGUAAAAUAAAAUAUUCCUUCAGUGAGAAUGUGUUCCUUUUCUGUAUUUACUGACCCAGAACAUUAUUCUUCUUAGCCAAGUGUCAGAAAUGCUCCAUUGUUUCAGCUUGUUGUUGUUUUGAUUUGCUGUGCAUUUUGAUUAUUCUUAUCUUUAUGUCCACUUGAGUACUUAACUCCUGUUACCUUUUUUUUAGAGGAAACUCUUAAUAUGGAUUUCCUCUUUUUUAGUACUCUUUAUGCAUUUCAGUAUUCUUGUUUCCAAAAGUAGGAAUCAAUAGCUAAUAAAUCAACAUUUCCAGUUGUAGAAAAUAAAAGAAAAAUAUUUAUAAAUGAAUUCUCACUAUGUUCCUAUGGGUUACAAGCUUCUGAUCAUUUUUUUAUUCUGUACACUGAUGAACCCCUGAAAACAUUUGUGGAUCCCACAGAAACUGUAAGGAAAAUUUACCUUCUGGUUUAACAAAAAGAAACUUCAUAGCAAAAAGCUAAGCAGUUUCACUGACUUUUUUUCUUUCAUCUUUUUUUUUUAUUUUUCCUCAAAGUCUCAACUACUUUGCCUUGUUAAAUUGAGUGGAGAGAUCUGCUUCGCUUUGUUUUAUGUUGUGCAACCUCAGUGUGUUUGUGAGAGAGGGAAAUUAGAACAGUAAAGGUACAUUCUUCUAAAACAUAUGAGCCUUUGUAGUGUUAUCUGUACUGCACUCCCAUCCCUCCUCCCAGGCUAUUAGGAACAAGAAGAUGGAAAGUCUAAAAAACAAAACAACAAAAAAUUGAAUGAUAUCUGCAGAAAGAAAACCCCACUGUUUUGUAGUAUGUAUGGUAUAAAUAAAUAUAAUUUUUAAUGAAAAACACAUUUAAGCUAUAUAAAUAAUUCCUCACUGAAUGAAUCACUGUUCUGCAUUCUCAUUUCACUCUGUUUCUGUUAGAAGUCAAAUGGUUUUGGUAAACUUGUUUGGAAACUUAAACAUCAUCAGUAGAUAAAUUCAGCAGAUGAAUUAUAGAAAAAAAAAUCUGUUUAUUACACAAAAAUAAACAGGACAUUCUAAAAAGUAAGGAAGCAGGGACUAACCUCCAAAAACUAUUAGAAGCUCUGCAAUCCUACUUUUAUGGCAUUCUAAACUUCAUUCAGAUUUUGCUUUAGCUGUAUAGGAGAUAUGAUCUCCAUCUUGAGGACAGAAUAUUACUCACUGUUAUUUCUAGGUGAAUCAAGUGGUUUAUUCAGUGCUAGUGAUAUUAAUGUCAGAACAGUCUUUGUUUUAGAAGGGCACAUACACUUACAUUGAAUUGAAUGGCAUUUCCCACCUUCCUACUUACCAUGCAUCUGUAUGACAAUCUGUAUUUAUCAGAAUUGUUCCUGUGGUGGAAUUUGUAUCAUCUGAAGUUGUAUGAAAAAUCCUUAAAAAGGCUGUGUGGUAGAAGUUUGGUUUUACUGGCAGAAAGUAGCAUUUCUGGGUGAUCUCAGCAGCGACCCCGACUGCAAUAAGCGUAACAACCAAACAUUUCAUGUGUCCAGCACAGGGCAUGGCUGUAACGGUGUGAUGACAAGAUAAGUGUUGUGCCGUUGCUUACGCCAUCAUAAACCUGUGGCUAUCCCUUCAGUUUCCAAACCUGUCAGUCUAAACCUUCUUACAAGAAUUAGACUAACUUUGAGGAAGAGACUCUGUUUUACAUGGAGUUCCUUCCUUCUUGUCUAGUUCUUAUAGUUAUUGUGGUUGCUCUUUCCACAUUGUUUCACUGUUUUGUUUAUUCAAGGUAGUUGUAUUUUUCUGUAAAUAUAAAAAAGGCUUUGUCUACUUUUAGGAAAUAACUCUUCGUACUGAACCUCCUUUAGAAACCGAACUACUUGUCUGGAGGUUGUUAAGCAUUUUUCUUUGUUUCGGAGCGGGGGGGUUGUCAGGAAAGCAUGUGAUACUGGUUAAUCUCUAGGUAUCUUUUGAAAACAUGUAUGAAACAAUUUGGAAGGAAACCAGCACAGUCAAAGCACAAGAAUGGGAACCAGAAACUGAGUUCCAAUAACGCUGGUGGCCCCUUCUCACUGUUUAGUCUUGGACAGAUCACAUCACUUACCCGUUUGUCUUUCAAUCUGUUAAAAUAUGGCUAACACUAAUAUGAUCUUCCCCAUAAGAGUGCUCCUGUGAGGACUAAUUAGCUGGUGUUAGCUAAUUUAAGUCAUAAAUAUUUUUGCGAUAUGAUAUUUAGUCAAUUUUUCUGAGCUGUAUCUCAACCAGGUAUAUUUUGUUAUGGCUGAGAUUUUAACUUUGCCUCUUAAACUGCAGCUGCCUCCACGGUGACACUGUAGUCGUGCACACAAAGCACUCAAUUUGACAAAAUGUGGAAGGUGUAGAUUAAAAAAGCAUAUUAACACAUACACACUGCUCUUAAAGAUCUCUCAAAGGCUUUUCAUGACUGAGCUCAUAAAAUUUGUAUUUCCUUCCUUCCUUCCUUCCUUCCUUCCUUCCUUCCUUCCUUCCUUCCUUCCUCCCCUUCUCCCUCCCUCCCUUCAUCCCUCCAUCCAUUGUGGAAAUGAAAGUGUACUUUCUCUGCCUGUUCCAAAAGUUUGUAAGUUUUCCAUCACCUAUGCAUUUCCCAUUCCAUUCCCCCAAAAAGGAACUGCUUAGGAAAAAGAGUAGGGUCAGAUUCUAAACAGUAAAGUAGCUGCCAGGGAAUGUCAGCACCUCUGAUGAUCUGGUCCAGUACAGCUAAUAGGAAGUGAGGUUGCAGGGAUCCACUUGAGUUUUCCCUGAGUUUUAGUCUUCUCAAAUAACACAGUUAAGGAUCUAGCAUAGCCAAUUAUAUGGGGUAAGAAUGUGCCUAAACAAGAAGACAAAGAGCUGUGUGGGUAUCUGGAAAGCUCAGAAACAUAAAGAUUCAAGGUCUGAUGUGUUCCAAUGAUAGGAACCAUUUACAAGACCAGAGAUUUAGUUCCAAAAAUCUCUCCUUCAAUGUGUAUGGUAUUUUAAAAUCAGAGUACUUGGUUUGGACCCAUUUUUCACAGGGUCAUUAGGGAUGUCAGCUGCCAUCAGAAAACAGGACAUCUUUUCAGAAAUGUAUUUGUACUCAAAUUCUGCAGGUUAUUUUCACAGCAUCAUUGGUGGCGGGGGAAAGAAUAAGGGAGGGAAAGUGUUUGAUCUAGGACCUCACACAUGCACCUCUAAAUUUUUUACUCCUUCUUCUGUCCCCAGAAUGUUUUUCUUGCUUUUCUCUUUGGGUUGUGUUAACAGAAUUACUCAUUUUUAUUUCAAAAGAGAAGUGAAGGUGUCUGUACUAAGGGUGAGGAGGCAGCAGAACUUCUCUGUGGGGAAAAGGUGAGUGGCAGACACAUGAUGGCAGCUGGUAUAUGUCAGUUCCUUCUUAGUUUUGUUUUAUGUUUUUUUUUUCCUUAUGUCACUACUUUGCUGCUAUAGUAACUCAACAAAACAGUGACUGUAGUGCUACUUUGCUAGAUAAGCAUCAGCAUAUCCUGCUGUCCCCAUAUGAUGAGUUGGGCUUUUUUCCCCCUCCUGUAGGGACAUAAAAGGAACUCUUUUCCAUACCCAUUUUUACUUUAUGAACAGAGCAACAUCAUAUGAUGGACUGAACCUUUCACCCACAUGUUUGCCCAAGUACAUGUCUGUUCCAGUCCCAUGGUUUCUGUCUCUUCUUGCCAAGCAGCAUUAUCACUGCCUUGAAAAUGGCCUGUAACAGAGUGAAGCAGCAACUUUUUUACCUAAGUAAUAUUAUCUUGAGUCUGUAGUUAACCAGUCUUAUGUGGCUUGUUUUCUCUGGUCAAGUCAUGAUACUGAAUGACAGCUUUGAUUUUUUGAUCAAGAUAUUGAUCAUGUAUAUCCUGAUACUGUUGCUGUUAUGUUCGGUACUGGCAAUGAAAGGAAAACAGUUCUGGACCACCAAAGGGUUAAAAAAUGGACAUGUUUUUGACAAGUCCUCUGACUUUUGCCAGUAUUAUUGUUCAUUAUGAUGACACUGUAUUUUUUUGAAAUAGCAGCUGUAGUUGUCAUAAAACUAUUUUCCCAUUCCUCUCCUUUAAAGUGUGAUGUUGUAAAUUCAUGUGACCUUUCCUGCAAAGAAUAAAUAUUUCUUUUUUUAUAUAAGAUCUCAAGACAAGGCUUGGUUUGUAACAAAUAGUGGCCCAUUACAAAGCAGGGAAAAAAACUGAGCUGAGCAGAAAGAAGCUUCAGUUCAAUUUCACCUCAUAUCUUUCUAAUAACUUACUUGUCACUUUAUUACCUUCCAGUAAUGUGAAUGCUGCUGACAAGACUGUCACACUAACAGCAGACAACACCCUCUCUUCCUUAGCCCCAGCUCUCCUGGCUACUUAUUGCACUGGCCCUGAAGGGACACAAACUAAUAGUGUGCUUUCAAGUUCAGCACUUGGCCAUCAAAUAUAAAAGGAUGCGUAAUUGCCUGUUUAUCCCCUGUGAAGGGGAAAUUGAGUAUAAGAACCAGGCUUUCCCUCCCCAUUCCUUGACACACACACACGCAUGCACACACACAUCUGCAGUGAGUGAAGGGAAGUCCCAUCUGGAGCGCUUCGAUUUGUCUUUGGGAAGCCCAAGGCUGCCACUGGCUGCUCUAUCGAGCUAUCAGGCAGACAGUAACAAGAUGGCUUCUUAACAAAAGGUCAGCUGAGAAAUACUGUCUGUGACGGCACUUUUGUCUGCUUAUGUAGCAACUAAUUGCUUUGUAUUGGCAUAAGCCAUACUGUGCCUGCCAGAAAUAGUCGUGUGAAUUUGCUACAGGUCUUGCUGCACAGGUUCAGUUGCAAGCAGGAUAUGCAGUCUUUUCUUUUUCUGGUUUAGCCCAUCCCUUGGCAAAUUUCAGAGCAAUGCCACCCUCUCGGGUUCCUAUGGUGAAUGCCGAUUCCAUAUAGCCUUUCUGCUGUGAUAGGAACAUCUCCUGCUGAGGUCAGUGUGAGCCUCUCUAAAGUGUUAGGGAAACAUAUCUGAGACACAAUCUGCUGCCCUCAGACAAGGAGGAAUUUUUUUCUGAUUUAUCCCUUCAUUUACAAGAACACUGCCAGAAGUACAGGCUCCAGAAGCGCUUCUCAGAUGAUGCCGUCAGGAAAGAGAGAGUUUGACAGUGAAGUAGCUUGAGACCAUGUGCUAUGUUUUAAGAAAUUCUAAGUGCAUGAAGGCCAGCGUACCUGGCUUCAGCCACUCCUCUUCCUUCUUAUUGUACGCUCGCUGACUGCUGAAUAGCAGUUGAAAAUUCAAGUAGGCAGAGAUGCAGCUGAAGCGUGCUUUCCUUGCAAGGGUCAGCAGCGUUCCUGUGCCGAGAUCUCAACGCCAGAUCCCGUGUGUGCCUGUGAGUGCUGGGCAGUGUGGGCUGAUGGGUGCUGGCAGCCAGUGCAGCACCAAAAAAGACAAAGCCGGGUUUCAGGCAAAGCCCAAGACUGGGAAACCUAAACACAGCCAUUUUGGGGUUCACUGUUUUUCAUAUCCUUGGAUCGAUUCAUGGCACUAGUGGGCGGCAGCUCCUCUUUGCUGGUUCUGGAUGCUAAUACUGUCUCCAGCACUAAGUGGUAAUUUGGUGUUUGCUGCAACAGAGGUGAUGGUAUCCACUAUAAAUAUGCUGAAGCAUUUUACCAGUUAAAGGUCACUGAUCUUUUCCCUCCUUUUCCUUCUGAGUGCAUCAGAAGCUAUAAGGGCGAAACAGCAGACAACUUCCCGAGCCCUGUUUGUGUCAGAAGUGUAAAGGCUGAGCCCAGAUUCUGCUCCCUGUCAACUUCAUGUGCACGUGGCACUGGCGGAGGUGGGAGCAGUCGGAUUAUCUGACCUGCGAUGAUGAGCUUGGGCAGGCCUAACAGCCUUUCUUUUUGUACCAUUUCUGAGGCCGUUUGUGGAAACUGAGGACUUUCUGAUCAAAGAAACCAUUUGGGUCCUUCGUGUGUGUGUGUGUGCGCGCGUGCGCACGUGCGCAUGUGUGUAUGGUGAAUGUGUGUGUGUGUGUGUGUGUGUGUGAGACAGACAGAUGGAGAGGGAGAAACAGAUCCAGAGUUAGAACAAAAAGCCUUAAAAUGAAGGUUAUACAAAUGGGCAAAAUUAUAUCAUUUUCAUCACACUUACCUAUAUAUAUAUAUUUCCUCUUAUGCGUUUAAGAGCAUGAGAAGCAUGAGUGAGCAAAAGCUUUAUUCAGAUGUUCUACAGAUUUCAUACGCUGCUCCCUUCAAACCUUUGGAGAAAAAUAUUUUAGGAAAAUGGAGAAAAGGCAUCCGGGGCAAUUAUAUUUCUGGAGAAGAAAGAGAGAACGAGACUAGCUAAGUGAUGCAUAAAGAUUUUAUAAGGCAUCCGUUGUCAAACAAAAGGUUGAGAAUGAUCAGAGGAUAAUGCACAGUUAGGAUGGCAAACUCAUCAAUAGUUAAUCACAACCUGUCCACUUCUGUUACAAAAUGCAAGAGGCUGUGAACAGCAGCUCUGGGGGACCAGUGGCACUCGUGCACACGCGUGUCUGUGCCUGAGUGGGGGAGCGUUACGCAAUCACCACCUCCAGCUCAAGACUUGGACGUGCGGUCCACAUCCCCAUCCCCCCCGUCACGUCCUGAAAUUCUGCGUUGAUGGGGCAGAAUGUGUCCCUCCCACCACCGCUGUGAUACAGUACAGUACUCACGUGAAUUGUGAUUCUAGGGAUGUUCUUCUUAGUCUGCUCAAUGACCUAUGGAAUAAAUAGGGUCACUUAAGCUGUACAAACUAAGGCUGAUUUCUUCACUGUUUUUCAACUAUACUUUUACAUUUGAAUUUUUAUUUUUUUAACAAACCCUUGUACAAUCUUCAGUCAUUGUCUUAAUUUUCCCAUUUUUUUCACCUGUCCCCAGUCCUUCUCCUCUCAUUCCAAGAGACUCUCUCAUUAAAAUUCGCUCAGAAAAGUAACACAUCCUCCUGAUAUUCUCCAUUUUGGAAACUUUUAUGCAUUCCAUCUGUGAAAAUGGUCACCGUUUGUAAAGUGACAAGAUGAAUAAAAUGGCCACUGUUGUGUGUGUGUGUCUCAUUUAGCUAUUUAUAAAUAUGAAAUUCAGCAUGCUGCUUUUUCUUGUGCAAACUUUGGUUCCUAUGUCAUAUGGGGCUCCUUUCCCAUAACGUGGCUGUUUCUUAACGGGCAGCAUUUGUGUUCUCAGUUCAUGCCUUCUGCCUCUCCUCCAGUCUAUGAAAAAAGUGUUCUGUGUUCCAGUGUAAUGUCUAUGCGACAGGUAUGCAAAUAAGCUGAUCUGAACCCUGAACACAGUGAAAAUUUACCCUGGCUGAAGCUCCACACACUUUUACUUACUGCAAGCAGGUGACUGCAACCUGUUUGUACCAACGAAUAUCUCAUUGUAGGGGGCUUACACUUUGUGGCCAAAGCAGUUCGGAGUUUCUUUGUUUUAAUGAAGGCUAUUGCUCACUGGCACUGUUGUUGUUUUAACAGCUUUGACUGAGAAGGUCACACGGGCUAGCAACAUGGCAAUUUCCUAUAUAGCCGUCUGCUGUGUUUCAGUUCUCCUGAACUGGAAAGAUGGGAACCUGACUGGGGGUUCAUGCGGAGAUGUUAGCUGAGAUAAACUGGAUAUGAACCUUCAUGUAUUUGGGGGUCUGUAGGGGCCUGGCAGCGGGUGCAGACACAGAGGCAAAAAGCCUGGAAACCCCUUUCACAGUGGGCACGGGAGGACUCUCACAGCCUGGCUGCAAACUGCCCGUGACACUCAGCGACGCGCUAGCUGCAGCAAGGGGGCUGCUGAGCAGAGAACGGCGAGCUCGCUGCUGGCUCGCAAAGCUAGGCUUGUUCCGGUGGACUUUGUCAAGACGUGUUCCUGGGGUACCCUGCCCAGGCACGGGAAAGUUUGGAGUCAGGGCCUGAUGGACGUUUUUACAAAGGUCCUUCUCCGUUCGGAAUAAAUGAGGCUUUUUAUUUUCACUGUUUGUUCUCAAUGCGAGCAAAACGUGAAUGCUCUGCUGUCCUGCCUGCAGAACCAAAGCAUGCACUAUGGAAUAUAGCUGUACAAGGGGAUAUGAAAAACUGCAUCAUGUUGAUCUAAUAAUCGUGACAUUGGUAGCUUCAUAAAUACUGUAUGUACUCUAAACAAGUUUUUUCCAUUAGUAGUCUGAGGGAAUUAAAAGUCCUGUUUUUAAUUUGACAUUUCUUUUCUUGUAUUUUCUGUACUGUAACUGUCCUACAGUAUGUCUUUUGCAUAAAAUGCAUAAGGUUUUGGGGAUAUAAAUGGAGUUUUACUCAUACUUUGUCCAAAUACCUCUUGUAAUUUGUAUCAAAAUUCUUGUACAAUUUUUAUAUUAAAG